Molecule: messenger RNA, 710 nt
Organism: Uranotaenia lowii
Lineage: Eukaryota; Metazoa; Arthropoda; Insecta; Diptera; Culicidae
Gene: Bet1
Product: BET1 homolog
Exons: 2
Coding region: 263-616 (117 amino acids)
Biological process (GO): endoplasmic reticulum to Golgi vesicle-mediated transport; vesicle fusion with Golgi apparatus
Cellular component (GO): Golgi trans cisterna; SNARE complex
Molecular function (GO): SNAP receptor activity
Source: RefSeq, a predicted model, not a curated record
CAGCGAAUUUCCACAUCUGGCUCAGAACUUUCCCCGCUAUCGUCAAAACUGACGUGAUAGCGACCAAAACGAAGAAGAAGAAGGCUCAGAACUUGCAAACGUUAAUUUUCAGUUCAAUUUAUCAAAAUUUGUCCCGUCUUUAUCAUAAAUCUGCAGAGAAUAACAUCCGGAAUAUAGUGGGCUAAGUUAGUUGAUUAUUUUCUAGAAUUCGCAUUAAAGAAAACUUUCCAAGGUGGCUCAAUUUGGAGGGACCGGUGGCAAGAUGCGUCGCUCGCAGGGCUACGCCUAUCAACCGUUGGCCCAGAAUCCGGGACCGAGUGGGAAUCAUAGCCACGACGCCCUAGAGGAAGAGAACGAACGAUUGGCGGAUGAUUUGAAAAACAAAAUCGGUGCCCUCAAAUCGCUGACCAUCGACAUCGGGAAUGAGGUCCGGUACCAGGAUAAGCUGCUGCGAGGCAUCGAUGAGGACAUGGACCGCACCGGGGGCUUUCUGUCCAACACAAUCACCAGGGUAGUGAGACUCGGGAAGGGAGGACAUCGGAACUACAUGUGCUACAUGUUUCUGUUUGUGAUGUUUGUAUUUUUUAUUCUAUUUUUGAUUAUGAAGUUGAGAUAGUUUGAGGUAUAAUUAGGGAAAUUUGUGAAUGUGAUUCAAUGCUAUUAUAUUAUAUAUUCGAGGAAAAUAUAUCCAUAAGAACAUUUAACUAUAA